Rhododendron vialii is the source of this 7742-nucleotide messenger RNA. RefSeq names its product MAG2-interacting protein 2. Lineage: Eukaryota; Viridiplantae; Streptophyta; Magnoliopsida; Ericales; Ericaceae. Gene Ontology annotation, molecular function: SNARE binding. The transcript is spliced from 12 exons. Bases 168 to 7451 code for a protein of 2427 amino acids. Gene Ontology annotation, biological process: retrograde vesicle-mediated transport, Golgi to endoplasmic reticulum. Gene Ontology annotation, cellular component: endoplasmic reticulum membrane; Dsl1/NZR complex. The record is from RefSeq and is a predicted model, not a curated record.
CUCUUUCUUUAGUGAGCGAUUCCAGAUCGCUUUCUUUUUCCGCCUUCUCGAUCACUCCCCGUCGCGGCAAAGCCACCGAAGGAAGAGGUUCACUUCUUCCUCCUCGGCGUUCGAUUUCUAGGGUUUUAGAUCCCCUGUAAAGAUACAGAUUUUGGUGCUUGGUUUCCAUGGAAGAAGGCGUCCGAGAAGUUCUCUACGAAACACGUUAUCACGCUUCCAGGCCUUACUCUCCCAAUUACCCUCCCCAACUUCACCAGCUGGACGAAGGUGUCAAAGGAAGUCUUCUCUCGUUGCUUUCCUCUCGAGGUGUAAGUCAACUUAAACGAAAAUGGAGUGAGUAUCGGAGUCCAAUAAAGUUAAGGAAAUGGGUAUCUUUGUUUGUCUCUCCAAGGGGUGAACGUCUUGCUGUAGCUGUGGGAAAUCACAUAACAAUCUUGCAGAAGGAGGAUGACUACCAGCAGCCAUGUGGUUUUUUCACUAGCAGCACCCUUUGCACAUUUACUUUUGGAGGUUGGUCGGAAACUCACGAUGUUCUUGGAGUUGCUGAUGAUGCCGAUAUACUCUAUUUCAUAAAAUCCAAUGGUGAAGAGAUAACCAGAAUUACAAAGGGAAAUUUAAAAGUAUCUUCGUCAAUAUUGGGCUUGAUAGCAUUUGAUGGCUCUGAUAUGAACAAAUCUUGCUUGUGUGGCUUCAACGUCCUUACAUCAGAUGGUUCUCUUCAUGAAGUCGAGAUCAGUCAGGAUCCAAGUGCUUCUGUUUUGUCUGCACACACAUCUAGAAAUGGCUCUACUUUAAAGGACUUUACUGCAAAUGUCUUCUGCUUGAAUUACCACCCAGAAAGUUCUUUGCUUGCAGUAGUUGGUGGUGCUGUUAGUGUCCCAAUGACCUCUAGUGCUAGCACUGGAACCUAUAGUCUUUCUCUCUGGCGACGAACCAGCAACCUAGGUUUGAACCCAGUGUUUUCUACUCAGCUUGAAGGUUUAUAUUCCAAACCAAAAGGUCAUGUCGGUCAAUUAACAUCUCCAAAGGUGCUUUUCUCACCAGAGGGUAAGUUUGUGGCUGCUCUAGAUGUGAGAGGGCACUUGGUCAUUUUUAAGCUGGAUAAUGGACAGUUUUCUCUUUCAAAUCUCUCUUGUGGAGACAAAUAUGAUUCACAAGAUAGCAGUGAUAUGUCAACCAGGGGGAAGGAAUCAUUAAGCGAUAUCAUGGAUUUUACUUGGUGGUCUGACUAUAUCCUUGUAGUUGCAAAGAGGAGUGGCACAGUCACCAUGAUUGACAUCUUUAGUGGUGUUAGACUAUUGGAGAAAGAUCCGUUGUGCUCUAUGGCAAUUUUGGAAAGAGUACAACUGGUCCCAGGGCACUUUUUUCUUUUACAAAGUACAUCUGAGUCCCAUGACUCAUCUGAGAAGAAGGCAACAAGUGACUUGGAACAUAUAGAUCUGGUAACUGAAGAUAAAUAUAAUCAUCCCGAUGUUGCUAAACUGCACUGGAGCUUAUUAUCAUUCUCCAAGAGAUCUGUUUCUGAAAUGUACGACAUAUUAAUCAGUGAGCAAAAGUAUCAGGCUGCGCUGGAUUUUGCUAAUCGUUAUGGGUUGGAUAGAGAUGAAGUGCUCAAGUCACAGUGGUUGCAUUCUGUCCAAGAAGUAAAUGAAAUAAAUGUGUUUCUGUCAGCAAUCAAGGAUCAAUCUUUUGUACUUUCUGAAUGUGUGGAAAGGGUGGGACCUAAGGAGGAUGUAGAGAGGGCUUUGAUUGCACAUGGGCUCCAUCUCACAAACCAGUACAGAUGCUUGGAAGCACAAAUUAAUGAAAAUAGCCCAAUUUGGGAUUUUUUUUUGGCAAGGCUGAAAUUGUUGCAAUUCCGAGACAAGCUGGAGACGUUUCUUGGGAUAAAUAUGGGCAGGUUUUCCAGACAGGAGUACAGCAAAUUCCGACGUAUGCCUCUGAAUGAAGCUGCUGUGACACUUGCAGAAAGUGGGAAAAUUGGGGCCUUGAACCUUCUUUUCAAGCGUCACCCUUAUUCAUUGAAUCCUUUCAUGUUAGAGAUUUUAGCUGCUAUCCCUGAAACAGUGCCGGUUCAAUCUUAUGGACAGCUUCUUCCUGGGAAUUCUCCACCUUCAGAUAUUCCUCUGAGAGAAAAAGACUGGGUUGAAUGUCAAGAGAUGGUAACAUUCAUUCGUAGGCUACCUGAGACUCAAGAGAGCAGUAUUCAGCUCAGAACCGAACCCAUCAUGAAGCAAUGGUUUGGUAUUUCAUGGCCAUCAACUAAUGAGCUUUGUAUGUGGUAUAGAAGCAGAGCUAGAGAUAUGGAUAGCUUAAGUGGCCAGCUAGAUAACUGCCUUUCUUUGGUUGAUUUUGCUUGUCGUAAAGGUAUUUAUGAGCUACAACAGUUCCGUGAAGAUAUCUCUUACUUGCAGCAGCUCAUUUACUUUGAUGACAGUGAUGAUGAGGUAAAUUUUAGCAUGAGUCUUGUUGCAUGGGAACAGUUAUCUGACUAUGAAAAGUUCAAAAUGAUGUUAAAGGGGGUCAAAGAGGAAAAUGUGCUUGAGAGACUACACAAGAAUGCGAUUCCAUUUAUGCAAAAUAGGUUUCAGAUCAUGAGUUCAGUUUGUAAAGAUGCAGUGAUGGAUGAGCCUUCUUCUGUGGAUAGGAAGUCUGAAUCUUUUCUAGUUAGAUGGCUGAAGGAAAUUGCCUCAGAGAACAAAUUAGACAUAUGCCUGAAGGUCAUUGAAGAAGGGUGCAAAAAUUCUCAAAGUAAAAGCAUUUUUGAAGAUAAGUCCGAAGCUGUAGAUUGUGCUCUUCAGUGCAUAUAUGUGUGCAGUAUCACAACUAGGUGGAGUACCAUGGCCUCAAUUCUGUCAAAGUUUCCGGAAAUGCGAGAUUCUGAAGUGCGUGUGGAGGGUCUCAAGAAAAGACUUAAAAUGGCAGAAGGCCAUAUUGAAGCGGGAAGGCUUUUGUCAUUUUACCAGGUCCCAAAGCCAAUUAAAUUUUUCUUGGAGGCACAUUCUGAUAUAAAGGGUGUAAAACAGAUCCUUCGCCUUAUCCUUUCCAAAUUUGUCCGUCGACAACCGGGCCAUUCUGAUAAUGAGUGGGCGAACAUGUGGCGUGAUUUGCAGAGCUUGCAAGAAAAGGCAUUUCCUUUUCUAGACCAAGAGUAUAUGUUGAUGGAGUUCUGCAGGGGUCUGCUGAAAGCUGGGAAGUUUUCGCUUGCAAGGAAUUAUUUAAGAGGUACUGCUUCUGUUGCUUUGGCAACGGAUAAGGCAGAAAAUCUAGUUAUUCAAGCUGCACGGGAAUAUUUUUUCUCAGCCUCAAGUCUUACUGGCUCAGAAGUCUGGAAGGCUAAGGAAUGCCUGAAUCUCUUCCCAGGUAGCCGAAAUGUCAGGGCAGAGGCUGAUAUCAUUGAUGCACUUACUGUCAAGCUUCCAGACCUCGGUGUGAACAUUUUACCUGUGCAAUUUAGGCAAAUCAAAGAGCCCAUGGAAAUUGUUAAGUUAGCAAUUACGAGUCAAGUUGGAGCUUAUUUAAACGUUGAUGAAAUCAUUGAAGUUGCCAAACUCCUUGGAUUGAGCUCUCAGGAUGAUAUAUCAGCUGUUCAAGAAGCUAUUGCAAGAGAAGCAGCAGUUGCCGGUGAUAUUCAACUGGCUUUUGAUCUCUGCCUUAUUUUGGCGAAAAAGGGACAUGGUUCUAGCUGGGACUUGUGUGCGGCAAUGGCAAGAGGUCCUGACCUUGAAAACAUGGACAUAAUUUCACGAAAACAGCUUCUUGGUUUCGCCUUGAGCUAUUGUGAUGAGGAAUCGAUUGGUGAGCUGCUGCAUGCAUGGAAAGACCUAGAUAUGCAAGUUCAAUGUGAGAAAUUGAUGACUCUAUCGGGGACAGAUCCUCCCAAAUUCUCAGUUCAUGGUUCCUCAACUAUCUCCUUUCCACUCCGAAAUUCUGAAGAAAUGGUUGAUCGAAGGAAUUUCUCUGAACAGGUUGAUGGAGUCAAUUGUGAAGAUCAAGAAGUACAUAUCAGAGAUAUUAGAAACAUACUUGCUCUUGUUGCUAAAGACUUGUCAAAGGUGAAUGGCUCUAGUUCGGAAACUUUCCUUCGCGAAAAUGGUAAAAUUUUGUCCUUUGCGGCUCUACAGCUUCCAUGGUUGCUUGAAUUGAGUCACAAAGCAGAAUAUGGUAAAAAAUUAACUGGAGGCUCAGUUUCGGGAAAGCCAGACAUUAGUGUGAGAACUCAAGCAGUGGUGACUAUGUUAUCUUGGUUGGCAAGGAAUGGUUUUGCUCCCAGAGAUGAUUUGAUUGCAUCUCUAGCAAAGUCGAUUAUGGAACCACCUGUUAGUGAAGAGGAAGACAUCAUAGGGUCUUCCUUUCUGUUGAAUCUUAUUGAUGCCUUUCAUGGGGUGGAAAUAAUAGAAGAACAAGUGAAAACAAGGGAAGCUUAUAAAGAAAUCUGUAGUAUUAUGAGUGUUGGGAUGAUAUAUAGUUCACUACAUAACUCGACAGUGGACUGUCAGGGUCCUACUCAGAGGAGGGAGCUGCUGCUGAGGAAGUUUCAAGAGAAGCACACUUCACUCAGUUCAGAUGAAUUAGAUAAAAUUGACAGAGCACAAUCCUCGUUUUGGAGAGAUUGGAAACUGAAAUUGGAAGAACAAAAGCGUGUGGCAGAUCAUUCUAGAGUGUUGGAGCAAAUAAUUCCUGGGGUUGAAACCAUGCGCUUUUUGUCUCAGGACAUGAACUACAUUGAGAGUGUUGUUUUCUCCCAUGUUGAAUCAGUGAAGUUAGAGAAGAAGCAUAUUUUGAAGGACAUGUUGAAGUUAGCUAAUACCUAUGGCUUGAAUCACACAAAGGUUCUACUACAGUUCCUCCAUUCUGUCCUUGUUUCCGAAGUUUGGGUCCUUGAUGAUAUUACAGCUGAAAUUUCCGAAUUUAAAAAUGAAAUACUUGCUCAUGCUGGAGAAGCCAUUGAAACCAUUUCCUUGUCUGUCUACCCUGCUAUCGAUGGGCAUGACAAGCAGAGGCUUGCUUACUUGUAUGGCUUGCUUUCUGAUUGCUACUUGCAGCUGGAAGGAACGACAAAAUUAGUACCUAUGUUUCACCCAACCCUAGCACAUAUAAAUGUUGAUUUUGCUCAUUUUUACAAGGUUGUUGAGCAAGAAUGCAGUAGGGUGUCCUUUAUUAAGGACCUUAACUUCAAAAAUAUUGUUGGGUUGGGUGGAUUGAACUAUGAGUUCUUUACCAAUGAAAUCUAUGCUCACGUUGAUGAAUAUACUGUGGAAGCAUUGGCAACAAUGGUCCAGGCGCUCAUUGGCAUGUAUAGACAUCCAAUCCCUGAGGAUCUCAUAUCAUGGAAGGGCGUCUACAGACACCAUGUACUAUGUUUGUUAAAAGCUUUGGAGGAGAGAGUUAAAAUGCAGGCAGAGUUUGAAAGCCAAGAAAACCUUCAUGCCCUAAUAAGUGAGCUUGAGAAGACCUACGAUGGUUGCAGAAAGUAUGUCAGAGUCAUGGCAUAUCCAGAUGUUUUGGACAUGUUCAAACGAUUCUUCACGGUGAUAGCACCCCUAUAUAGAUUAUUUGAGGGUACAUCUAGUGAUUCAACGUGGAGGGACUGUCUCAUAUUCCUUUCUAAUUUUUGGCUCAGAGUGAUUGAUGAUAUGAAGGAAUUCACAAGUUGUGAGAGUCCUCAAGAAAAGUGUAACCUGGACAGCUUGAUGUGUUGUGUCAAGGUUUUCACUAGGUUGGUUAUAGAAGGACGAAUCUCUCCCAAACAGGGCUGGGGAACUUUUAUUGGCUAUGUUAUCAAUGGCCUCAAAGGUGGCUUUGCUGAUGAUAUUAUCACUUUCUGCAGAGCAAUGGGUUUUUCUGGGUGUGGGUUUGGAGCCAUUGCUGAAGUAUAUUCUGAAGCAGUGUCACAAUUGCAAAUUGGCUCAAGUUUGGACGAACGACAUUUCGAGAGUAUUCAGGAUCUUUCCCAUCUCUAUUUAAGUAUAUUGGAAACCAUUUUACAGAACUUGGCCUCUGGAUCUCUUGAACGCCAGAAUUUACUUCAUUUUAUGUCAUCUUUGAGUAGAAUGGAUGGUGAUUUGGAGGAUCUGAAUAGGGUCAGGCAGGCUGUUUGGGAAAGAAUGGCCAAGUUUUGUGAUAACUUGAUUCUACCAAGUCAUGUUCGUGUUUAUGCCCUUGAGCUUAUGCAAUUUAUUUCAGAUUCAGGGAGAAAUGCAAGUAUGUUUUCUGCUGAGCUCAAGUCAAAUGUUUUGCCAUGGGAAGGAUGGGAUGAUUCGAGAAGUAUCGCCACGAAGAGUGAGAGUACUGCUACUUUUGGAAUUCCAACUCAGACAGAUGCAUCUAAUAGAUUGACAAGUACUUUAGUUGCUCUUAAAUCGUCACAGCUUGUUUUAGCCAUCUCACCAAGCAUUGAAAUUAGCCCACAAGACCUUUCCACUGUGGAUUCAGCAGUUUCUUGCUUUAUGAGAUUAUGCGGAGAGGCUGCUUCUGAACCCCACUUUGAUGCUUUGCUAGCCAUUUUGGGAGAGUGGGAGGGUCUUUUUGCUAUUAAGAGGGACGAGGCAGAUUCUGCAGAAGUAUCAGAUGUUGCAAAUGAUUGGGGCAAUGAUGAUUGGGAUGAAGGAUGGGAAAGCUUUCCGGAAGAACCUGUUUCUAAAGAAACCAAGGAAGACAAUUCCCUUCUGGUUCAUCCUUUACACGUGUGUUGGUUGGAGAUAUUCAGGAAACUGAUAUCACUGUCACGAUUUAGAGACUUAUUUAAGUUGGUUGACCGAUCGGUAGUAAAGUCUAAUGGAGUAUUGCUCGAUCAAGUUGGUGCUCAUUGCCUAACCCAAAUUUUGCUGGGAAUAGAUUGCUUUGUAGCUCUUAAGAUGGCACUAUUGUUCCCAUAUGAAGAAAUACGGCUGCAGUGUUUGGAUGCAGUUGAGGACAAGCUAAAGCAAGGAGGUGUAUCAGACGUGAUUGUGAGGGACCACGAGUUUUUUAUUCUUGUAUUAUGUUCUGGUAUUGUAUCGCCGAUCAUCUCUGGGUCCAAAUACGGUACAACGUUCUCUCUUCUUUCCUAUAUGAUUGGGAAUUUCUCACGCCAGUAUCAAGAAGCCCAGUUAUCUAGCAUCAAAAGUAAGGGGAGAAACGAAAACGAAAACGAUGAGAGAGGAUUCUUGAUUCUUUUCGGAAGAUAUCUGUUUCCGUGUUUUGUGUCCGAGCUUGUGAAGGCAGACCAGCAGAUUCUAGCGGGAUUUCUUGUUACAAAGAUCAUGCACACUAAUGCUUCUCUCAGUUUAAUCAAUGUUGCGGCGUCUAGUCUUAGAUUGUUUUUGCAAAGGCAGCUUCAAGUACUGAAAGGUGAUGACGAGGGUGUAGGCUUUGGUGAACCAUUUGGAAAUACCAUCUCCCAGUUGAGAGGUAGGUUGGAAAAUCUGAUCCAAUCUGCAUUAUCGGCACUUACAGCUGACAUUAGAUGAUGUGGGACUUCUUGUACAAUGCAACUGUUCGAAAGUUUUUUUUCCCUCCGUCGGUAAAAAUGAGAGUAGAACGUAAGAAUAGUUGGGUCCGAGCGAGCGUUUCCUUUGUCUUACAAGCUUUUGUAUACUAACCCUCAUAAAUUUAUUUGUAAUCUACAAUUUGUAUGAUAAAAAGUCCUUGAUGGGCCUAAGCAGCUUUCGCCUAGAAUAUGUAGACAGUGAUGGGCCUGCAGUUUGAUCUUGCUUAAAAAUUUGCAAGCUAUGUCUUUUGUCAGAUUAUAAUUUUCGAUA